UGGGUGGAGUUUACGUGUGUUCCUGGUGCUGUGCCCGUCCUAAACGGUAAACCGCUUCGGUUGUCUGACUCCCUCUGUGAUGCCGAAGUGAACCAGGCUCCCACCACGGAGCUCAAACCUCCCUUAGCCCAUGACUCCCUCGGUGGUGCCGAAGUGAAUCAGGCUCCCACCACGGAGGGGAGACCUCCCUUAGCCCAUGACUCCCUCGGUAGUGCCGAAGUGAACAAUGCUUCCACCACGGAGGAGAGAGCUCCCUUAGCCCAGAAGGCUCUGGCGGAGGGUUACGCCCGACUCCGGUACCGGGACACCUCGCUGCUGAUCUGGCAGCAGCAGCAGACGGAGCUGGAGGGCGGCCCUCCGGCCAACUACCUGAGCCGCAGCCAGUCCGCCUGGUACAGCAGCCACGGGAACCAGGCCGUGGUGGUCCGCGACAGGAAGACCUUAGGGGACGGGGUCGUUCCCACGGAGGGCAGCAGGUCCAAGAUCUGUCUCAUCAUGUAG
This is a messenger RNA of Gadus morhua (Atlantic cod), 501 nucleotides long. RefSeq names its product BRD3 opposite strand (gene brd3os). The annotation marks the transcript as partial. The transcript has a single exon. The record is from RefSeq and is a predicted model, not a curated record. NCBI's taxonomy places the organism in Eukaryota, Metazoa, Chordata, Actinopteri, Gadiformes, Gadidae.